This is a messenger RNA of Melanotaenia boesemani (Boeseman's rainbowfish), 2482 nucleotides long. Its product is annotated as zgc:112083. Gene Ontology annotation, biological process: regulation of transcription by RNA polymerase II; anatomical structure development. The record is from RefSeq and is a predicted model, not a curated record. Gene Ontology annotation, molecular function: DNA-binding transcription factor activity, RNA polymerase II-specific; RNA polymerase II cis-regulatory region sequence-specific DNA binding. The coding region runs from base 152 to 1687 and encodes 511 amino acids. The transcript is spliced from 10 exons. NCBI's taxonomy places the organism in Eukaryota, Metazoa, Chordata, Actinopteri, Atheriniformes, Melanotaeniidae.
GAAGAAGAACAACUUCCGUUUUGAGGGUCACACAGGAAAUAAACAAACUAGACAAGCUCUGUGGAGGGAAGGAGAAAAGGCUCUAAUCCAGAGCUGUGAGCUGCUGGAAAAUUUAUAUUUCUGCCCAGGACUGAUCACAUCACUCGCCAUCAUGAUGUCAACAAAGAGGCUCGACAACUUUGAGGUGGUAUGCGAAUGGGAUUCAUGCAGCUACAGGGGCCACACUAUGGAGGAGCUGAGCGACCAUAUGUCCUUGCAUCUAAAGGACUACUUGGGAGACAAAGACACCCUGGAGGAGCUAGACGAGUAUGCUUGUCUCUGGAAUGGAUGUGAAUUUCUGUCCAUGGGCAGCCCCACAGAGUUGGAAAUACAUGCUUAUUUCCACAACUACCAUGGUAAGCUCAAGUUUGUCGGGUCUCAGCUGCUGAAGUCCCGUCCUGACCUACCCAGCUGCAACCAGGGUGUGCACAGCAACAACCUGGUGCCAGAGGGAUCGGAAGGAUAUGUUUGCCAAUGGGAGCAUUGUGAUAGUACAUUUAAUAACCCUGAGUGGUUCUACCGUCAUGUGGACAAUCAUGUAGAAAGUGCUGAGCAGCAGUCUCUUUCACAACAACAGCAGGCACUCUUUUGCAACUGGGCAGGGUGCGACGCCUACUUCAAGAUCAGGUAUCGGUUGAGAGAGCACAUGCGGAGCCACACUCAGGAGAGACUUGUAGCCUGCCCUACAUGUGGCAGCAUGUUCUCCAGCAAUACAAAGCUGUUUGACCACCUCCACAGACAAGCUGAACCAAUAGAGUCACUGGUGUGUGAACAUUGUGGCAAAGCCUUUUCAAGUGAGAGGCUUUUGAGGGAUCACAUUCGCCAGCAUGUGAAUCAAGUGAAGUGUCCCUUCUGUGAUAUGACUUGCACCACUUUAGCAGCCCUGAAGAUCCAUAUCAGGUUCCGCCACUGUGAUGAGCGACCCUUCCCAUGUGACUUCUGUGACAAAAGAUUUAAGAACCAGCGAGACCUCCAUAAACACACAGAGGUUCACAACGAGGGCACCGUGUAUCACUGUACCGUGGAGGGAUGUGAUUAUUCCUGUCACACGUUCCAAACCAUGAACCAUCAUUUCAAGAGAGUCCACGAGGUUGGGGGGAUGUCUAAAUAUAAAUGCCAUAUCUGUGAUAAGGUGUUCUCUUGGUGUUAUACUCUCACACUGCACCUUCGUAAGAAGCAUGAGCUGAAAUGGCCUUCUGGACAUUCCCGCUUUAGAUAUAAGAAGGAUGUAGACGGCUUCCUAAAAGUAAACAUGGUACGAUUUGAGACUGUUGAAGUGACCAAGGAGAUCAUGAAGAACAUGAGCAAAAAGCAGCAAAGCCUUCGUCAAAGUCAGAGAGCCAGCAGCCGGAACAAGAGGGCUGCCGUCGCACCAGAGAGCAGCCGAAGCUCCCCGACAGGAUCAUCCUCGCCCUCCUCUAGCUCCUCCUCCUCGUACUCCUCAGACCUGUCUGGAGGAGAGGAUAUGUCCUCUCAGCACAGCCCCCGGGGUAGUGAGUCUCCUGUCUACUGUGUGAUGAGUACCAUUCCUCACAUAGAGGACAAUCCUGAAGGACUGUCGCAUGAGGACUGUGAUGACGAUGGGAGCUCCGGGGCUGUCCAGGCUCUGACGGAGGUUGCAAGGGGCCUUGGCAUGGAUGUUGUUUGAUUGCAUACUGGGUAGAAUCACUCGUGUCCCAUGGACGCUCGUGCAGCUGCAGGUUGCCUGUUUUAAUGUUUUUUUUUUUUUUUUUUGCUGUGGAUCUGCCAGUGGAGACAUGACUGGAGCAGUUUCUAACCAAAGCUUCCUGCAGUGUUUCUCCUGCAUUAGGAUCAUUGUUAUUCUGGCUUUGAAAACCACAUUUGCAUCAUUGCUGCUCUCACGAACUUUAAUGUUGGAGCUUAGCUUCUGUCAUGUCUCCUGCUGAUGAGAUCAUCUCUGAAAUAUUAUUUCUGACCAAACUAUCAGGGGAAGAGUUAAAAGCACUAUAAAAUUAGUUUUAUAAGAACCUCUGUCACAUCCCAUGUUCUGUUUUCUGGGAUAUUUGCAGGAUGUUGCUCAGCAGAUGAUUUUAAGAAGACAUGUUUUUUUUUUUUUAAAGUAGCCUUGAAAUAUUGUUUCUUUUUUUUUAUUAUUUAAGUACAUUUAAUGAUACAAAAGUUGUUUGUUUUUGUUUUAUUUAUUUAUUUUUCUGUACAGGAUCUGUACUGUUGGAUGGAUGUACACUAUCGCUUAAAAGUUUGCAUCACUUUCCCACUGGAUUUAAUAGGAAAGUGAUCCCAAACGUUUGAAUGGUAGUGUAGAUGUAUGUAGUGUUAUCACGGGAUUAAUGUUGAAAUCGGUGCAGUAUCCCCUCCCAUCAACCUUUGUAUUUGGUGUUUAGUACUAAUUUAACUAAGAUAAAUUUCUUGUCUAUUUUAUGCUAAAAUUAUUAAAUGAACCUUACCCCGUUGAGGAAAAUCU